Messenger RNA from Suricata suricatta (meerkat), 503 nucleotides. Its product is annotated as zinc finger protein 639-like. Gene Ontology annotation, molecular function: DNA-binding transcription factor activity, RNA polymerase II-specific; RNA polymerase II transcription regulatory region sequence-specific DNA binding. The annotation marks the transcript as partial. The transcript has a single exon. Gene Ontology annotation, cellular component: nucleus. NCBI's taxonomy places the organism in Eukaryota, Metazoa, Chordata, Mammalia, Carnivora, Herpestidae. The record is from RefSeq and is a predicted model, not a curated record. Gene Ontology annotation, biological process: regulation of transcription by RNA polymerase II.
AGCAGUGAACUCUAUCUACAUUUCCAGGAGCACAGCUGUGAUGAACAGUACUUGUGUCAGUUUUGUGAACAUGAAACAAAUGAUCCAGAAGACUUGCAUAGCCACGUGGUAAAUGAACAUGCAUGUAAAUUAAUUGAGUUGAGUGAUAAGUAUAACAAUGGAGAACAUGGACAGUAUAGCCUCUUAAGCAAAAUUACUUUUGACAAAUGUAAAAACUUUUUUGUAUGUCAAGUAUGUGGUUUUCGGAGUAGACUUCAUACAAAUGUUAACAGGCAUGUUGCUAUUGAACGUACUAAAAUUUUCCCUCACAUUUGUGAUGACUGUGGGAAAGGCUUUUCAAGUAUGCUAGAAUAUUGCAAACAUUUAAAUUCACAUUUAUCUGAAGGGAUUUAUUUAUGUCAAUACUGUGAAUAUUCAACAGGACAAAUUGAAGAUCUUAAAAUUCAUCUAGAUUUUAAGCAUUCUUCUGACUUACCUCAUAAAUGUAGUGACUGCUUGCUGAG